AUGCCCCAACCCAAAUAUCUCAAACCAAACCUUGUGGAAGGAAUGCUCUACACCCUUUACUUCCAACGAGUCGCCCCACAAAAAGCAUAUGAGAGGGUGAAACGGAUGACUGGAGAGGAGACAUUGAGUCUGGAACAAGUCAAGGAUUUAUUCCUGCAAAUGGACGCGGGAAAGUUUCCUCUGCGGGAGAUGGAGGAGAAGGUGGAUACACUUGUUAAGGUGAUGAAGGCGACGACAAAGAAGGAUUUGGAUUUGAAGACGAGUAUUCAACUCCGCCGAACCUUCUUCUCCCUCCAGUACAUUGUCAACCUAGACAGUUUCCAUCUUUACAACCUUCGCUAUGAAUUUGGCGCCAACAAAAUCGAGAUCACCUUCGACUACCUGAAAGUCACCUUCAUUUAUGUCGCUGAUAAAGUCACUGGAAUAAUGUUUGAUGGAAAAUAUCGAUUGAUUGAAGAUGACAUGUUCACCCUCUCCGAAGGCUUUCUUCAUAAUGUGAUAAGACACGACGAGACUACUAUUGAGACUUUGCACAUUACGGAGCACAUGUCGGAACUCGAGCACAUACUACGGUAUCAGGAAGUCAAGCCGGAUUUUGUGGCCAAGAAGAUAUCGUUGGAAAAAGUGUUAUACGAGUUGGACCCUCGAGAACUGGAGCAUAAACGGCCAAAGUUGAAAGUGAAAAAUAUCAAAUACUACAGUCUGCAGGGAUUCGAGGACUUGUAUGAGACCAUCCGCUGGCUGGAUCCCGAUUUUCUUAACAGUAUUCAAAUGACGGGAAGCACAACACCAAUACAGAUGAAUGAACCGAAUUUUGCGGUUUUUUAUACUGAGCAAUGGCAGAAACUAAAGAGAAUCGAGUUGAUGCAACCGUGUCCAAUUGAGAUUCUAUGCACGAUGUGUCAUAUGGGCUUGGCCUCCGUGCGGGCUGUCAGUUUUCCGACUGUCGAGGAGUUUAAGAAGAUUUUGGAGAGAAUCCUUCUGAACCAAUCCCUCAACCAAUUCCGUAUCAAGUGCCCUGUAAAUGAAGAGAACUACAAUGCAGUCAUCCGUUACAUAGAGACUAUCGAGUAUCAACGCAACAAUCAUAUCGCAUGGCAUUAUCUACAGUAUCCCAAUGGAUCUCCACGUUGGUUGUCGAUGAGAAUUGCCAAGAAGAGAAUCUGGCUCCGUGGGCCGUGUUUUCAGAUGGAUGAUUGGGAAGAGGGAGAUGGACACCAGCUGGAAGAGGAUAUUGCCGAUGAGCCGGUGGGAACGGUGGUGGAUAUGGCCGAUGAGAUUGGGUGGUAA
Caenorhabditis remanei is the source of this 1290-nucleotide messenger RNA. RefSeq lists its product as uncharacterized. The record is from RefSeq and is a predicted model, not a curated record. Bases 1 to 1290 code for a protein of 429 amino acids. The transcript has 3 exons. NCBI's taxonomy places the organism in Eukaryota, Metazoa, Nematoda, Chromadorea, Rhabditida, Rhabditidae.